Messenger RNA from Pogoniulus pusillus (Red-fronted tinkerbird), 2353 nucleotides. RefSeq names its product kinetochore-associated protein NSL1 homolog. Gene Ontology annotation, molecular function: DNA-binding transcription factor activity; DNA binding. Gene Ontology annotation, biological process: mitotic sister chromatid segregation; regulation of transcription by RNA polymerase II. Bases 258 to 1175 code for a protein of 305 amino acids. The transcript is spliced from 6 exons. The record is from RefSeq and is a predicted model, not a curated record. Lineage: Eukaryota; Metazoa; Chordata; Aves; Piciformes; Lybiidae. Gene Ontology annotation, cellular component: kinetochore; MIS12/MIND type complex.
ACACCGCCGCCUGCGGCAGACAGAAACGGCCAUCCCACUGAGGCCAGGCGGGGCCAGGCAGCAGAGGGAAGAAGCUCACCAUUAAGUGCCCUCACCUGCUCCGCCGCCCGCACUACGGCCGCCACGUCCUGCAAGAGACAUCACCCCCUUAGCACCGAAGCCGCGCCGCCUCGGCGGCGAGCAGCGCUCCGCGCCUCACCGUUAGGAAGCAGGGCGCUGCGAGGUGGCAGUGGCAGUCCACCGGCCCCGCCGCCGCCAUGCCGCGCCCCGCGCUGAGGGGAAGAGGCGGAGAGGCCGCGGGGUCUGCUUCCGGGCCGACAUCUUCCCCGCGUCCGAGGCGGGAAAUGGCGGCGGGCCUGGCGCCGCCGUUGUUGCUGCAGCCGCCGCGGGAGAAGGGCGCGGGGCCGUCGCUCAGCUUGGCCGCCGCAGCCCCGCAGGACGUGAGGGUGCGGUGCUGCUCGCGGCGCGGCCUGGGCGAGGUGGUGGCGCUCUGCGCGCCCUUCGUGCGGGCCCUGGCCAAGGGGCAGCCGGGCGAGGCCGCCGCCGCCGAGGACGCGCUCUGGAACUUCGAAACAGCGGUGCGGGAGAACGUGACCAUUAAUGGGGAGCCCUGGGAGGAGACUUCCAAUGAUUCCGAGCCGUAUAGUGGUUCCAACAUGAGAUUCCUUGAUGAUCAAUUUGAGGAACUAGUAGUGGAGACAACAAAAAAACGUAAGCAGUGGCCUAAAAAGAUCCUGAAGCAUGCUGUCCAAACGUAUAAAGCAGAGCAAGAAAUGUUGAAGCUCUACCAGCCUUUUGUAGCACCAGAAGAGAUAAGGACACAGCCUUCUCAAGAUGCUUACAUCGCAGAUUUGAAGCAGAUGACAGAAAAGGUAUUCAAAGAGAUCGGUGGAGCAAUGAAGUCUCUCCCAGCGCUCAUAGAAAGAGCAGAAGGUUUUUCCCAAGUGUUGACUUGGCAACCCACCUUGGAACUCUGCAGGCUGCGGCAAGAAGUCUUUUCUGGUUGCAAGGCAAAACAGGAAAACACUGUCCAAAAUUCUGUAUCACAAGAAGUCACCCCAACAGAUGCUGAUACCAGGAAAAAUCCUUAUGUAUUGCUAAAACGAAAAAAGACUGCAAGCUCACCGGAAAGGAGACGCUAUCCACUUCGGAGGAAGAUUGCUUUCAUGGCAUGAAUCGAUCAUUUAGUGUUUUCAGGUUGGAAUCUUACUUCAAUCUGCUCAGUGUUUCUUCUUGAAACUGCCUCCUCUCUAAUUCACUGCUACACAUAAGAGCUUCCUUAAUUAUUUAGUCCUUGAUCCUUCUAAAUAUUUGUGGUUUUGCUCUCACACUGAUGAUGUGUGAAGGCCAUACACAUAGCAGUAGCAUCUGAUAGCCAGCAAAUUACCAAUUAACUCAUUUUAUGCUCUUUUGUUACCGCAUUUAGCUUGAGUCCUCAUGCUUCUCAGAGUUAUUGUGCAUCUUUGAUGUGUGUGAGCAGUCUUUUAGUAAAACCACUGAGUGCUUAUUUACAUGUCUAAAGAGGUUGGAGAAUGUGUGGUUCUCUUAGUACACCUUCCUUUAUUACUGAGUAGGGUGGACAUCUUUUUAAUACGUUAGUUUUAAAAGAAAUUAGCAUAUUGAAAACACCAGAUGGGAUGUGUUACAGUGUUUAUUAAAACCACACACAAAUGUGACAUCAGUUCCCGCUGUUCCACCUUCCCUGAAGUUAGAUCAGUUGUGUUUAUUUAUAGUCAUGAACUUGGACUUUUAAUAAUUGUAUGUAUUUAUUUUACAGUGUGCUACUCUGAGCAAGGCUUUGCCCAUCCACAUUUUACCAUCUUAUAUUUCAUAUAAUCCAGUUAGGCAAUCUGAGUGGUUCAUGGACAAUAUUUCCACACAUUAUGCAUUUGUGGUGUUUGACUAAACUUUAAAGGUCAGAGUAGGCCACCAGUAAGUGGUACUAAGUUGAGCUAGCUUACUUUUCUUUUUUUUUUUUUACACAUUGACACCAUUGCAUAGUAGGACUAAGUUGAGCAUUGUGCCUUAACCAUUCUUCACUUAUUUUUGGUUUGGAUUGCAUGUGCUUGCAGUAAAUACUCAUGUCUAGUACUUAGGCUAUUCCUCACACAGUAAAUGGAGGGCUUUUGUAGACUCUUUAUUAAUGAGAUUCUUAUGGUGAGAAAUUGGACCUAUUGGGUCGAGAAAAUGUGUGAUAGAUUUUUAGCACUGUUUCUUUUGUGAAGGCAAACAUCUUUACUAAGACUUUAUAUAUUUAAGGGUAUGUAAAUAUUUGCUUCCUAUUGCUCUUGUAUAUACAAAUGUUGGAUUUUAUACAAAGUAAACUAAAUAAAGGAGAUUAAAGUUGCAGGUA